Messenger RNA from Labrus bergylta (ballan wrasse), 3570 nucleotides. RefSeq names its product v-fos FBJ murine osteosarcoma viral oncogene homolog Aa (gene fosaa). Gene Ontology annotation, biological process: regulation of transcription by RNA polymerase II. Gene Ontology annotation, molecular function: DNA-binding transcription factor activity, RNA polymerase II-specific; RNA polymerase II cis-regulatory region sequence-specific DNA binding. Gene Ontology annotation, cellular component: nucleus. NCBI's taxonomy places the organism in Eukaryota, Metazoa, Chordata, Actinopteri, Labriformes, Labridae. The record is from RefSeq and is a predicted model, not a curated record.
CCUCUGGUUUUCUUGACAAACAUUUCAAUCGAUCAGUUUCUUUGUCUGGAAUAUGUGCACUCAAAAAGCAGGUCUCAUUGAAGUGGCCGAAGCUGGUUAGGACAGGAUACAGCGGUUCAAUCAGGAAAGCUCACAUGCAUUCAAUUGUUUCUUAAUGCCAAGAAGCACUGAAUAUCACUCCAUUUAUUGUGUUGAACAUUUCUGCCGCUCAUGACUUGGAGAAUGUCGUUUAAAAUGUCUUAAAUGCACCUGGUGUAAGAGGAAUCCGUUCCUCUACUCUUGCUAUCUGGCAAAGAGAUUGUAAGAGUGAAAAGUAUUGAUAGUGUUUCGAUUUUGGGAUUUCUCUGCCUCAUCUUAUUUGCUGUUGACACAAUUGUCAGCAGGCAUUGAAGCAUUGGAGCCCGUUUGGAUUAAUACACUGUACUCAAAAUUGUCAAUCAGUAUUGACAAUUUAUUUCUGAAUUUUAUGAAAUAGUUUAUUAUUAAGAGAGAAAGAGCUUUGUAAUUUGGCUUCUGGUAAAAAGGUAUUCAAUUUAAGUGGAUAGAGAGAGUUUAUAUUAACAAGAACUCUGUCAUUGAGGAUGCGGUGACCAAAUGUCUGACAGGAAUGAAUGACUUGAACAUUGCAUGACAACCUGAGCAGGUUUGUCAUUUGUUUAUGUGCCACACAAGAACCUUCUCAUCACUUUUAGAUUCUUGCUCGCUGACUUCCUGCUUACCUGUGAAAAGAACAGUCUUAGUUUUUUGUCCUCCUGAAGACAUUUUUAAGAGUUGGUCGACAGUUGGAUUUGUGCAUUGAACACCAGUUGUGAAAAGGACAGAGAUCAGUGGGGGGGAAAAGUCUCGACUGGUGCUAAUCCCUUUUCUAUUGUGAGGGAGGUGAAGGAUGAUGCUGCUCCUGUCACAGGCAGUCCCCCUCCUCCUCCUCUUCAUCCUCCUCCUCCUCCCCUUCAGUUCUUGGUCUGGUCGCGUCACAUCUCCGCCCCCACAUGUGCAAUCCCUCCUCCUCCUCCUCCUCCUCCUCCUCACCACCUCCUCCCCUAGUAAACAACUCAGCAUCAUUUCAUUAUGUCUGCUAGCAGCCAUCGAGUCCUAUCUUUGAAGAAAGGAAGGCCCAAAUUGCUGAGCUUAUACCGAGACAUGUGCCAGACUGUGAAUUGAAAAAAAAAAAAAAAAAUGCAGCACGUUUCACCCCAUAAAAACCGAUAUGGGGAUAUGUAUGUGGGAAUAAGUUGAUCUGUAAACUAAAUACGUAUAGUCGACAUAUGGUGGUAAGAGUCGCAAUUAAAUAAUAACUAUUUAUUAACUAUCUAUUUAUAUCAUUUUUUACCUUUGACUUGAUGAAUGCACCAAUCGCACAGGAAAUGGUCGCAUGUGUGUUUAAAAUAGUCUCACGUUUCUCACCUCGCAUGCAUUCAUAUUAAGCGGAUAAUUGUGAAUGGGAGUUAAAGGUUCUUGUCGUGCUCUGACGACGUUACGAAUCAAAUGAAAACAAAAUGUGUCAAAACAAGAAAUGUAAAUAAAGGGGGGGAGGAAAAAAAAAAACCAAGACGAUAGGCGUACAUGUAAAAAAAAUAUUGCUUUGUUACUCAGAAAUAUGGACCCGUGUGACCGUCAGUCUACCGCCCCCCCCCUCCCUCCUUCUCCGCGAUGGUACAGUCUUGGUUCAUUCAUAAAAUUCUAGCAGAGCAUAAAAGGAGGGGCUUGCAUUCUAGCCGUCCAGUUACCAGGUAUAUACCUGGAGAAAAGACCCGUGCCGCUCUGCCCAGCGGAAGGCCAGAGCUAUAUUUGUCACUGAUCAGUGAUAUUUGUUCUCCUCGUGAUGCAUCAUAACCUGACGCUUGACAUGGAUUCAGUCUCUCCCACCUGCCAAACAGAAUCUCCUACCGGGACACUUUGCCAGAAGACGCCAGAAGAGACGAUCUCCCCUGCUCCCUCCUCAGAGAGCAAUGCAAAGGAGCUCUGUCGAGACAUGAGCGUUGAAGACACUCCAUUUGUGCCAACAGUUACUGCAAUUUCCUCUACCCCAGAUUUCCAGUGGAUGGUCCAGCCUACGAUCAUUACAGCUGUCUCCUCAUCUCUAGGUAGCAAGCAAGCCAAUGAAGCACAAAGCUCUCACCAGGCAACACCCAAAGAGGGCGGGAGUAAGGGGAAAAAUGCUGUCAGAAAGGGAAAAACAGAGCAGCUGUCUCCAGAGGAGGAGGAGAGAAAGAGGAUAAGGAGGGAGAGGAAUAAAAUGGCCGCAGCAAAGUGUCGCAACAGAAGAAGGGAGCUCACAGACACACUGCAAGCUGAGACCGACAAGCUGGAGGAGGAAAAAGCAGCCCUGGAGACAGAGAUAGCAAACCUCCUCAAGGAGAAAGAAAGGCUUGAAUGUAUGCUUUCUACACAUAAACCGAUGUGCCAGAUAUCAGAAGAGCCGGAGUCUAUUUUCCAGGAGCCCACGGGGUCCCCAGAGCCACCACCCAGUCCAGACGACGACCGGCUUCCAGAGGAUGGCAUCCAGGAAGCUCCUUCGCUCCAGGACAUGGACAUUCCCAGCGAUCCUUCCACAGCCAUCUCUGGGAACUCAAAUAUUCUCCUGUGUGCCAGUGCUGAUAUCAACCUCUGGGAUAUGGAGCCCUCUCUGGACAUUAAGGAAGGGCUCCUGGAGAAUAUGCUGCCCAUUUUGGAGGAUAAAACCCCCAUGGAGACGGCUCGAUCUGUGCCAGACAUAGACCUGAGCAGCUCUCUCGGGGUCUCGGACUGGGAGACCCUGUACAAGUCUGUUUCCAGCGACCUGGAGCCUCUCAGCACUCCCGUGGUGACCUCCACACCCACCUGCAGCAGCUACCUGUCGGUGUUCACGUUUGCAUGUCCGGAGCUGGACUCUCUCACAGAGGGACUAGACAGCCAUAAAGGUGGAGGAGGCAAAGCUGAAUCUGUUGAUAUUCUUAACUCUCCAACUCUCCUCGCCUUAUAAUGCACGGGGGGAUGUGAUCUGUCUCACCUCUCUGGUUUCUCUGUUCUGCAGGUUCAUGACUUUGAAAUGAUACCACGGUGUGCUACAACACUUGAAGGAUUCCUGAAAUGUCUUGUGGAUGAUGAAGCAAAACUCAUAAACUUCCUCCAGUUUAAUAGCCCACAAAGUGAUGUAGCUAAAAGCAUGGCUUUUGCUUUUACAGAAGGGACAAAGUACGUUUUAAAAACGCAUGCAGAGAAAUUCCAUGUAAUUUUCAAAGCUUAUAUAUAUCUGAUCUGUUACUAGAUCUAAGAUGUUAUGUGAGACUUAAUGUUACAGUAUGGUUUAGUGUUUUGGUGUCAACAGUGUAUUGAUUGCAGUAAAUGUAUUUACAUAUUCAUUCAUGUUUGAGUACCUGCAUACCUCAACGUCAUCAACUGUGGUUUGACCUCAUUGAAAGUUUUCCAUGAAAACAUCCAGUGCUAUAUAUAAAUAUAUAUAUAUAUAUAUCUUAUCAAGAUGUAACUUAUCAUUUAUUUUUUUACCUUUCAGAUUUUGACUUAUUUGUUAAAUUUCAAAGUGAAAUGAGCAUUGAUUGCUUACCUAAGCUGCUGAAAAAUUAAAAUAAA